This is a messenger RNA of Diorhabda sublineata, 1296 nucleotides long. RefSeq lists its product as uncharacterized. Gene Ontology annotation, molecular function: catalytic activity. The record is from RefSeq and is a predicted model, not a curated record. NCBI's taxonomy places the organism in Eukaryota, Metazoa, Arthropoda, Insecta, Coleoptera, Chrysomelidae. The transcript has a single exon. The coding region runs from base 1 to 1296 and encodes 431 amino acids.
AUGGCUAAAUUUGUACAAAUAAAUCUAGGUCGCAGGCGACCUGCACACGAUCUGCUAAAGCAAACAAUAAUAGUGAACAAUAUAGACAUUUCAAUAGUGAGUGAACCGAAUAAAAUACUCAUAAAAGACUCAAAAUGGUACGUUGAUGAAAAUUUUGAUGCAGCUAUAGGCAUUACCAAUAACGAUAUUCGUGUCCUAAAUAGCGGACGAGGCAAUGGCUUCGUGUGGAUUGAAUACACAGAAUUAGUCGUUUUUAGUUGUUACAUAUCACUUAACCUCACAUUAGAAGUAUUCGGAAUAAUUCUGAACCAACUCAAAGACGCCAUUGGAACGCGCAAUAAGAAAUGCUUAAUAGCUGGAGAUUUUAACGCGAAGGCGGCAAUAUGGGGGUCGAUUGAAAAUGACAAAAGGGGUGAUAUGUUGUCUGAAUGGGCCGCAGACCUAGAUUUGGUUUCACUAAAUCAUGGAAAUACUCCUACUUUUUCCCGAGGAAACAGUUCAUCACAUAUAGAUGUCACCUUUGUCUCAAAUGAUAUAAACAAAAUGUUUGGGAGUUGGCAAGUACUGGACCAAGAAACAUUGUCUGAUCACAAUUACAUCUUCUUUGAGAUACCGUCUUUAGAAACACAAAAAGUAGCUCCUGAAAAAAUUAUUAAAGGAUGGAAAAUAGAAGAAAAGAAAAUCCAAUACUUCAUAUCUGAGAUAAAACAAAAAAUACGAGAAGAAACAGACACCCUAAACCCUCAAGGUCUCAUGGCGGCUAUUAAAAAGGCUUGUCAACGCACAUUUCAGCCCACAUACAACUAUAGUGGAAAGAGAAAACCAGUAUACUGGUGGUCAUCACAGAUCAGUGAGGCCAGAAAAGAAUGCCUUUGUAAAAAGAGAUACAUGACAUGUGCAAACAGAAUAUCCGGAAGCACAGUCGAAGAAAGAGAGAAAGCAAGAGCCGAAUAUAAAGAAAAAAGAAAUUACUUGAAAAAAAUGAUAAAAGACGCGAAGAAACACUCCUGGAAAACUGUUAUAGAGGAAGUUCAAAACGAUGUUUGGGGAAAAGGCUACCAAAUAGUGACAAAAAGAUUUCUACUAAGACCGAAAACAGAAAUCUCACAGGAUAUCAUACCUAAGGAAGCAAGUGGACUAUUUCCAAAAUAUGAAAUAACCACCUGGCCACAUAUUGACAUGGUGAGGACGGAUAUAAUACCAUGGACACAGGAAGAACUUGUAACGGCAGCAAAUAAAAUAAAACCAAAGAAGGCGGCUGGACCAGAUAAGCUAUCACCAGUGUGUAGUGUGUAG